This is a messenger RNA of Miscanthus lutarioriparius, 498 nucleotides long. NCBI's taxonomy places the organism in Eukaryota, Viridiplantae, Streptophyta, Magnoliopsida, Poales, Poaceae. The record is from the annotation of a GenBank genome assembly.
AUGGCCAGCCCGUCCUCCUCCUCCUCGUCCCCGUCCCGCAAGGCCCUGAGCAAGAUCGCGUGCAGCCGCCUGCAGAAGGAGCUCGCGGAGUGGCAGGUCAACCCGCCCGCCGGCUUCAAGCACAGGGUCACCGACAACCUCCAGAGGUGGGUCAUCGAUGUAGCCGGGGCACCAGGCACGCUCUACACCGGCGAGACCUACAAGCUGCAGGUGGAUUUCCCCGAGCAUUAUCCCAUGGAGGCACCUCAGGUUAUAUUUCUGCAUCCAGCACCGAUGCAUCCACACAUUUACAGCAAUGGACACAUCUGUUUAGAUAUAUUGUAUGACUCAUGGUCCCCAGCGAUGACUGUCAGUUCUAUCUGUAUCAGCAUAUUAUCUAUGCUGUCCAGCUCACCAGCAAAGCAACGCCCAGCCGAUAAUGAUCGCUAUGUCAGGAACUGUCGCAAUGGGAGGUCACCGAAGGAGACCAGGUGGUGGUUCCAUGACGACACUGUGUGA